AAAAAAAAAAAAAAAAAAAAAAGAGGGAUCGCGUCGGACACUUGUAAACAAAUCCCAUGGAUUAGAAUUAUUAUAGAAAUAGAUGUAAGAAGACGCGCAAAGAAAAAGACACUUUGGAGCACGUAUAUCGAAGUGACGUUUAUUGGUACGUUGAUUUAUAUUAGAUAUUUAUUUGUUGGACGAGUGAUCCUUAAGUUGAGCGAGAAUCACGUGUACUUUCUCCGUUUUACGGUGCGGCAUAGGAUCGCGAAGAUGUGGUGCUCUUCAAGCGCUCAGAUGGAGAAGCGUGCUCGAGGGGCCGACGAGAAGAGAUUCGACCAUCACCAUGACGACGAGUUCGCGAUGGAUAACGUCGACUCCGGAUUUUUAUCGGCUGGUAAUAUGCAGAUUAGUGGCGAGAUUCGCGAGUCCGGUGCAGUAUCGCAGUCGCGGCAGUUGGAAGAUAAUUGGCGGAUGAAUGAGCGAUCAGUUGUGCCGACAUCGCAAGGAGCGACGACCUCGGUAUCGCCGUUAUCAUCGCCGAUAUCAUCGCCGGUCGUCGACAGUAGCGUCGUCGACCUCAGCGAGGGCCUGAACCAGCUUACCCUACAGAAGCAGCCCGCGCCGGGUCAGCUGUCUGUCCUGAAUCCGCUCAUCGACAGCCGAGUUCGAUCCGAGCCAACGUCGAUUUUUCAACUAAUGCCUGUGAAAACAGGGGCCAGGUUGAAUCAACGAUCGAAGCAGGACGAUCUGCUGCUCGAAGAGCAUCAACAGGAAGGUGCCAACAAACGUGCAAUAAUUAACGAGGACACCUGGCAACUUUACUAUACGCAGGACGAUGACGGUGACACGCAAUUACAUAUCGCGAUCGUGCAGGGUUACGUGGAGGCUGCGCUCAUUUUGGUAAGACUGACUCCUCAUCCGUGUCUGUUGAACAUAUACAACGAUGACUGGCAAUCACCUUUGCAUCUAGCAGUGUUGACGAAUCAGUCGCUAAUCGUUAGACGAUUGGUUCUGGCGGGCGCAGAUCCAUCUCUGAGGAAUUUUCAUGGAAACACGGCUCUCCACCUAGCAUGCAUGAGCGGGGAUCUUGCUUGUGCCAAGGCUCUAACGGAUCCAUUGUCCCCGAUGGAGAGAAAUAAUUUGAUACCCGGACAAAUAGUACCAGCUUUACCUCAGAAUUUAGAGCAACGUAACUAUAGCGGUGAGAUGUGUUUGCACCUGGCCGCCAUUAACGGAUACGUGAAUCUGGUGCGUCUUUUGCUGCGUCUUGGUGCCGAUCUCGAGGCGAGGGAAGCCCUAGCGGGCAAAACGGCGCUUCACCUCGCAAUAGAACGGAGAUGUCGAUCGGUAGUUAAUUUCUUGCUGCAGGAGUGUAAGCCCUGUUUAGAUACGCAGACGUACAGCGGUCUAACGGCCUAUCAGCUAGCACUGUGCAUCGAUAGCCAGCUUGCUAGAGAAUUGGUGCGAUAUGGUGCAAAACCGGAGCCGCUAUCGGAUUCGGAUUCGGAGAGCAGUUCCGAGAACAAUUCCGAGAAUGAGACUUACGGAAAGGCGAGUUACUUGUCCACGAUCGUCAAGCUACAAAAUGCAGUCGAACUGAAAGUCUAAAAUAAGUAAGUCACCGAUAAGUAUCCGAUUAAUCGAAUGGAUCUAAAUAUUGUUAGGUGAGCGAAUGAAAAAGAAAAAAACGACAUAAAAUAUGUAUGACGCACGAAAACAAAUCUCGAAUUACAUACAUAUAUAAAAAUUACUACAAAGUUUUGUCGAAUUCA
This is a messenger RNA of Cyphomyrmex costatus, 1754 nucleotides long. RefSeq names its product NF-kappa-B inhibitor cactus. Lineage: Eukaryota; Metazoa; Arthropoda; Insecta; Hymenoptera; Formicidae. Bases 253 to 1590 code for a protein of 445 amino acids. Gene Ontology annotation, biological process: cellular response to tumor necrosis factor. The transcript is spliced from 3 exons. Gene Ontology annotation, cellular component: cytosol. The record is from RefSeq and is a predicted model, not a curated record. Gene Ontology annotation, molecular function: NF-kappaB binding.